Molecule: messenger RNA, 5019 nt
Organism: Loxodonta africana (African savanna elephant)
Lineage: Eukaryota; Metazoa; Chordata; Mammalia; Proboscidea; Elephantidae
Gene: ESR2
Product: estrogen receptor 2
Exons: 8
Coding region: 86-1729 (547 amino acids)
Biological process (GO): cellular response to estradiol stimulus; estrogen receptor signaling pathway; regulation of transcription by RNA polymerase II
Cellular component (GO): nucleus; chromatin
Molecular function (GO): steroid binding; nuclear receptor activity; estrogen response element binding
Source: RefSeq, a predicted model, not a curated record
GUGAAGACUGUGACUCUAACUAUGUGAUUUUUUUCAUUUUUCUUUCCAGCCACUAUACCUGCCUUGAGUCUUUGAGAACAUUAUAAUGUCCUUUCGUGCCUCUUCACACAAGGAGUUUUCUCAGUUAUUACCUGUUCAAGAUAUGGAUAUCAAAAACUCACCGUCCAGCCUUAACUCUCCUGUCUCCUACAACUGCAGUCAGUCUGUCCUACCCCUGGAGCAUGGCCCCAUAUAUAUCCCUUCCUCCUAUGUAGAAAGCCACCAUGAAUAUUCGGCCAUGACAUUCUAUAGCCCCACUGUGAUGAAUUACAGUAUCCCCAGCAGUGCCAAUAACUCGGAAGGUGGGCCUGGUCGACAGGCCACAAGCCCAAAUGUGUUGUGGCCAACUCCUGGGCACCUCUCUCCUUUGGCGAUCCAUUGCCAGUCGUCACUUCUGUACGCAGAACCUCAAAAGAGUCCGUGGUGUGAAGCAAGAUCACUAGAACACGCCUUACCUAUAAACAGAGAGACACUGAAAAGGAAAGUUAGCGGGAGCAGUUGCACCAGCCCUGUUACCAGUCCAAGCUCAAAGAGAGAUGCUCACUUCUGUGCGGUCUGCAGCGAUUAUGCUUCGGGAUAUCACUACGGAGUCUGGUCGUGUGAAGGAUGUAAGGCCUUUUUUAAAAGAAGCAUUCAAGGACAUAAUGAUUAUAUUUGCCCAGCCACAAAUCAGUGUACGAUAGAUAAGAACCGGCGCAAAAGCUGCCAGGCCUGCCGACUUCGGAAGUGCUAUGAAGUUGGAAUGGUGAAGUGUGGCUCUCGGAGAGAAAAGUGUGGGUACCGUGUAGUCCGAAGGCAGAGAAACCCCAAAGAACAGCUGCAUUGCCUGAGCAAAGCAAAGAAAAAUGAUGGAAAUGCGACCCGAGGGAAAGAGCUACUGCUGAACGCCCUGAGCCCGGAGCAGCUGGUGCUCACGCUCAUUGAGGCUGAGCCGCCCAAUGUGCUCGUGAGCCGCCCCACCUCACCCUUCACCGAGGCCUCCAUGAUGAUGUCCCUGACCAAGCUGGCCGACAAGGAAUUGGUGCACAUGAUUGGCUGGGCCAAGAAAAUUCCCGGCUUUGUGGAGCUCAGCCUGUACGACCAAGUGAGGCUCUUGGAGAGCUGCUGGAUGGAGGUGUUAAUGGUGGGGCUGAUGUGGCGCUCAAUCGACCAUCCUGGCAAGCUCAUCUUUGCUCCAGACCUCAUUCUGGACAGGGAUGAGGGGAAGUGUGUAGAAGGAAUUUUGGAAAUCUUUGACAUGCUCCUGGCAACGACUUCAAGGUUUCGCGAGUUGAAACUCCAACACAAGGAGUAUCUCUGUGUCAAGGCCAUGAUCCUCCUCAACUCCAGUAUGUACCCUUUAGCUGCAGCAACCCAGGAGGCAGAGAGUAGCCGGAAGCUGACUCACUUACUGAAUGCCGUGACAGAUGCUCUGGUCUGGGUGAUCGCCAAGAGUGGCAUCUCCUCCCAGCAACAGUCCGUUCGCCUGGCUAACCUCCUGAUGCUCCUUUCUCACGUCAGGCAUGCCAGUAACAAAGGCAUGGAACACCUGCUCAGCAUGAAGUGCAAAAACGUGGUCCCAGUCUACGACCUGCUGCUGGAGAUGCUGAAUGCCCACUCGCUUCGGGGGUACAAGCCCUCAGGGUCUGAGUGCAGUCCAGCCGAGGAGAGUAAGAACAAAGGGAGCUGCCAGGCCCCACAGUCUCAGUGAUGCUCAGCCCUGCAGUGAACAUACCCACACUGGAGGUCAAAGGCUGACCGAACUAUGGGUGCAGUGUGAGCCUGGUAGGCGUUGGUGGGCUUCAUUAUCUUCCUACAGUGUGGUGGCCCCUCAUUACUACAGCAGGCUUGGUCAUGUGCUAUCUUACCCCCACCUCCCUGCCUCCUGGGAGUAGAGAGUCGCGUGAGGAGGCCACAUAGUUACUUGUUAUCAAGUGGCGCAUUGAAAUGCAGAGUUUCUAUCUUGGAUGGCCUCAUAUGAUAUUUUCCGUCACCCUCCCACCCCUUUGGAAAACACCUUCUGAAAGGUUUUGGAAUGAAUGGCGGUAAUCUGACUUGGGAAGGUUCUAAAGCAGAAAAGCAAGAGAAUGUGGCACACUUACAGGAAGUGGACUCCCCUUACUGUGCUACUUAAACCACCCUUAGAAUAGAGCUUUGUACAUGCUCCUUGGGACCACUUGAUUGUAGACUGAAAGCCACAAUGACAAUCAACAACUAGCUUCACAUACCUACCUCACAGGCCUGUGAGGAACAAUGUCAUAUUACUAUGAUUCUGUCAAAGGCCAAAGGAAUUGUUACCUAGGGAGCCCGUGGCCAAGCUGGGACAUUCUUCCCCCAGACCUUGAUGCCUUCUUAACACAGAUUCCUCCCUCUUGGUUUGCAUUCAUAGAACCUGCUGGCAAGUUGGGGGAGGCAUCACUUCCGUCCGUGGAGGAAUGUAGUGGAUUUAAAUUACCCGGUUACUGCAAUUGCUCUUCCUUAAAGCUCUGUUGUCCCAAGGGGCCCAGCAUGGAGAAAGGCCUACGAUUUGCAGGAAUGGGGUUCUCUGGUCAGUGCAGGUAGCAGCAGAGGUAGCGGGCACUACCAUCAUGUCAGCCAUCAGAGGAGACAGGGACCCUUCUGACCUGCAAGGAGUGCUGUUCUACCGAGGGAAUAGCUAUGCGCACUCCAGGUGUCGGCUUACUGACCAAAUUGUAUAGAUUUGAUGAGCACAGCACCUAAACAAGACCUGGUUUGUAAACUCGACUUAAAAAUAGAAUAUUUAGGGGUCAUGAUUUAUAGUAAGAAAGAAUUCUUUUACACCCUAGUGCUAUAUUUAAAAUAUUUUCUUAUCUGAACAUUUAUAUGGUGGGUUGGGUGAAAUAGAAACUUAGCAAAAUAGUUCUUAUUCCAAGUGGAAGAUAGAUAGGACAUGAUGGUCGUCUCUUGCUGUCGAGUCGCUUCAGACUCCUAAGCACCUCUGAAAUUAUAAUUUUAACUUGCUUUUUAAAAAUGAAAAAUUUCAUACAAAUUUUCAGGAACAUAAUGUAUGCACAAAAUGAGUUAACAUCUUUACUUUGGAAAUGAGCAAUUAAGUAAUCAUGUUUGCUUUUUCGUGGUAAUGUUUUUAAAAAAUUACCUUGUGAUAAUGAGAUUAAAUACAUUUUCUUUCUAAAACUAGGUUUACUUUGCCAGCAAAUUCUAUUUUGAAACAAAAUAUUUUUAUUUAAUAAAAUUUGACACAUUUCUUUAAGCUGCUAAAAAUCUUAAAAAUAUGUAUAUGUAAAGAUUAUGUAAAGGAAGUAAUAAAAACCACUUACCAUUUAGUACCUAAAAAUAUGUAUGGAACACUUACUGUGAGCCAGAUCCAGCUCUCAGUGCCUUGCGCGUUCAUAUUUAAUCUUCACAGUAAUUACUGUUAGCCUGAUUUUUCAGCUGUGGAAACUUACUGAGAAUGCAGAAGCAAACUUGCUCAGGGUCACAUAGAGAGCGAAGUGUUAGUUGAACACAGACCAAUUUUAGUGCAGAGACUGACCGUGCAGCAGUUGGACUAAUUAAAAAAAAAUUUUUUUUUUUUUAAAGAAAAAGUAUUUUUAAACUGCCCGAUCCAUUCAUCAAAUGCAAUCUGACAUGUAUGGCCGCUCUGGUUCAGUGGCGUUGGGGGUCCACUCUGGGCAUUCCCCUCCGAAUUUCCAGAGCACCCCUGCAGACAUAGUAACAGUUUGCAAACCUCUGACAUAGAAGUUCAAGCCCAUCAUUUAUAAACAUGUAAAUUAAAAGCCCAAAGUGUUAAGCUGACCUGCUCAAGAUCCUAACACUCCUUACGGCAAAGCUUGGGCCAGGACUCACAUGUUCUGCCUGCCCAGCCAGGACUAGCUUGAUUCCACUUCUUGAGCUCAAUGGCAGUGUAAUGGAGAGAUGGUUGUCUUUGCCUCUUGCUGCACCUUUCGAUUCUAUCUGCUCAGCUUAGAUAGGGUAGGAACCUUUACAGGACAGUAGAGAUGACAGGUGGAAAAAUAAUUGUAUUGUUCUGUCCUCCCCUCCUAGGCUCCUAAGCUAGUGGGCACAGCUGGCACCUUCUAUCUGCUAUUGCUUUUCCCAAACACAUUUUAGUGGCGUGUAUUCCUUGGGAUUUUUUUUUUUUUUUUUUUUAUUCCUUGGGAGUUUACCCAUGUAAAAUUCUCACAUCUUUUAGGCCCUUGAUACUUUCCUAUGGAGUUGGGUAUACUUCUGUGUGAAAACACACGCCGUUUAUUCUUCAUAGCUCUCAAAGUUGCUGAAAUGUUGGCCCUAAUGGCAGCUCUGUGACAUGCUUUGUUUCUGCAAUAGGUGAUCUUCUCUUUACUCUGUGUUACUUUGGACUCAAGCCUCUGUUCUGUGUGUGCAGUCCCAAGGAUCCUAUUCACAUCGCGCUCACACUGUUUUGUGAUUGUGAGUUUCCUCUGUGGGCAGGACAGGGGUCUGAGAUGUUAGCCGGGAACAGCUCCUGGUAACUGUACAGUCACGCUGGCGCAUGUUUCUGUGUGGGUGUCUAAAUGCCAUGACUAUUAGUCCUGUGUACCUCAGAGUCCGCUGGCUGGCUAUGAUUUGUCAUUUUUUUUCCAGGUGAAUGCUUUAUACCAUUAAACCGAUUUCUUGAUGACCGUCACAGGCUUUUAAAUUUGGACCUUUUUAGAAAUGAAAGAUUAUUGUUGUGUGAAAGCAGACUGAGUCCUGCUUUCCAUUCCUCCAGGUGGUACGUUUUCCUUGCUGUGUCUCUUUACUGUUUAUAGUACGGUUGCAGAACGAAGUUUAACAUGACAUAAGCUGAAUAAAGUGUUUUUCAUAAUUUUGGUUUUGAAAAUGUAUUUGUUGGGAGCUGAGUAUAAGAACUUUUAGUAGUUAGGCUAAAUAGUCAGUGUCCACAUUCUAGUCUGAAUUCUAUCACAUUUCAUUGAUGAAAGCCCAGGAAAAGACACAUAAACACAAAUCGUUGCAUACUAUUUCAGCUGAGUUCAGAACCUCCGAUUUAGUAAUCUAAGG